Messenger RNA from Paramecium primaurelia, 531 nucleotides. Lineage: Eukaryota; Ciliophora; Oligohymenophorea; Peniculida; Parameciidae. The record is from the annotation of a GenBank genome assembly.
AUGCUAUCUAAUAAAUCAAUUUUCAAAGACUUAAACUCAAACUCUGAUUCCCCUUUCUGGAUUAAAUAAUAUUAGAGGAAAGCUUAAGGGUGGCAAUUUAGUUUAAGAAGAAAGAUAAUUGGAUAAAAUGAGAAUGUAUAACUUGUUUUAAUUUAAAGGAAGGCAAAUUCAAAGGAGAGGAUGAAAAGAUGGCCUACUACAAUAGCAGCGUAUAAAUAAAAAAGAGAUUAACAUAGAUUUGAGAAAUUUACUGCAGUAGAGGAAGAGAGAAGGUAAAUUGAUAUUGAAGAGGAAAUCUUUUAGAAAGGACAAAAGAAGAUUACUUUAGAAUAAGCAAAUAAAUAAAUUUAUGAAGAUAGCGAUAGGUUAAAGUUUUUCAUGAAAAAAUGUUAUUUUCUGAUGUUUUGUAGGAGAGGGAUGAAUAAAUUGUAAUGGAGAAAUAUAAGAAAGAACUUCUUAAAUAAUAAAAAGAGAUAUAUUAAUAAAUUUUAGAAGAGUAAUUAGAUGAAUAUGAUUAAUAAUAGAGUUUGA